AUGGCGGGCAGAUGUUUGUAUAGUGCUCACUACCAGAAGACUGGGCAAAAAGCCGGAGAUGGUCAGCCCGAGCUUCUGACAACAGCGUCCGGGAUUCCCAUUGGAGAUAAAACCAGUUCGCUGACAGUGGGCCCUCGAGGGCCACUGCUCCUCCAGGAUUCAGUAUUCAUUGAAGAAUUAGCUCACUUUGUCCGCGAACGUAUUCCAGAGCGGGUGGUACACGCUCGCGGUGCCGGUGCUUUCGGGUUUUUUGAAGUCACUCAUGAUAUCACCAAGUAUUGCAAAGCCAAAGUGUUUGAGUAUGUUGGGAAGAAGACGCCAGUAGCUGUCAGGUUCUCCACUACAACUGGGGAAUCGGGGACUUCCGAUCUUGUCAGAGAUCCUCGUGGAUUUGCUGUUAAAUUCUAUACAGAACAAGGAAACUGGGAUUUUACUGGGAACAACACCCCAGUAUUCUUCAUAAGAGACCCCAUACUGUUUCCGUCUCUUUCACAUGCUCAGAGGAGAAACCCCCAGACACACCGUAAAGACCCAAACAUGCUAUGGGAUUUUAUGAGCCUGCGUCCUGAAACCCUACAUGAGGUCACCCAGUUAUAUACCGACAGAGGGAUUCCCGAUGGAUACCGACACAUGGAUGGAUUUUCAAACCAUGCAUAUAAACUAGUGAAUGCCAAAGGGGAGGCCGUGUAUGCCAAAUUCCACUGCAAAACUAACCAGGGGAUAAAAAACCUGUCCAAAGAGGCUGCCAGGACUUUGGCUGGAAAAAUUCCCGAUUAUGCAAUUAAAGAUCUUGAGGACGCAAUAACUAGGGGGGACUUCCCAUCGUGGAGAUUGUGCAUCCAGGUCAUGACCUUAGACCAAGCCGAGAAGAUGCCAUUUAAUCCUUUUGAUAUCACAAAGGUUUGGUUCCACAAAGAGUUCCCUUUAAUACCAGUGGGUACUUUUACAUUGAACAGAAAUCCAGUCAAUUACUUUGCUGAAGUGGAGCAGAGCGUCUUCUCACCCCAUAACUUAGUGCCGGGAAUAGAGCCCAGUCCUGACAAGAUGCUGCAUUGCCGCAUGUUUUCCUAUCCAGACGCCCAGCGCUACCGGUUAGGAGUCAAUUAUGCACAGAUUCCGGUAAACUCCCCCAUAAACUGCCAAGUAGCAAACCACCAGAGAGAUGGGUUCAUGGCGAUGGGUAACAAUCAAGGAAAUGCUCCAAACUAUUAUCCAAACAGUUUUGGGGGUCCCCAGCACAGUCCUAAGUUCCUAGAGAGCUCCUUCUUCGUGUCUGGAGAUGUCAUCAGGCAUGACGAUUCACAAGAUAACGUGUCUCAGGUGAGGAAAUUCUAUCUCGAGGUUUUAUCAGAAGACGAGCGGCAGGAGCUUUGUGAGAACAUUGCAGAAAGUUUAUCUGGAGCCCAACUGUUCAUUCAGAAGAGAGCGGUCAAGAACUUUACAGAUGUGCAUCCUGAUUAUGGGCAACGGGUGAUGGCUGAGCUGGACAAACUGGCAGCAGCAAAGAAGGCACAAGAAAAGUAAACCUCAGAGCCCUGUGUUACAGGACGUUAGCGCACACUGAGCCAUAUCAUCUCUCCAUGUUAUCCUCCCAUAGGGUUAGACCCACAGAUACUUU
This is a messenger RNA of Bufo gargarizans (Asiatic toad), 1618 nucleotides long. Its product is annotated as catalase-like. The transcript is spliced from 13 exons. The coding region runs from base 1 to 1524 and encodes 507 amino acids. Gene Ontology annotation, biological process: response to hydrogen peroxide; hydrogen peroxide catabolic process. Gene Ontology annotation, cellular component: mitochondrion; peroxisome; cytoplasm. NCBI's taxonomy places the organism in Eukaryota, Metazoa, Chordata, Amphibia, Anura, Bufonidae. The record is from RefSeq and is a predicted model, not a curated record. Gene Ontology annotation, molecular function: heme binding; catalase activity.